This is a messenger RNA of Salvelinus fontinalis (brook trout), 5201 nucleotides long. It is a transcript of the gene dip2a, whose product is annotated as disco-interacting protein 2 homolog A. Lineage: Eukaryota; Metazoa; Chordata; Actinopteri; Salmoniformes; Salmonidae. Bases 462 to 5186 code for a protein of 1574 amino acids. Gene Ontology annotation, cellular component: cell surface. The record is from RefSeq and is a predicted model, not a curated record. The transcript has 37 exons.
GCAUGAAAAAUGUGUAGCCAAUAUGCAAAACGUCCCGGUAUGUAGGUGAGCAUGCAUUUUCCCCAUGACGCGCCAGACACCGUGAACGUGCAUCAUCUUCGGGCUGCUGUUACUAUGAUGCAAUGGCGGCGGUGCUGUUUAUCAGAGUUGGAUGAGUUAUCAGGUCAAGCCGCUCGACACAGACACCGUGGAUAGGAAACCCACCUCUGUCCACAUCAACCGAAUUCGUAACUGUUUCGUGAUUUAGCCUCAACGUUACUUUAGGAAUGUGGCUAGCGGGGGUUAGCUAGCUAAUGAAAGUCUGUGCCAUGGUGAUGUAGGGCUUUUUCGCACAUCUGUCUGCAGUAGCUAGCAACCGUCAGCCACCACCCGCCUGCUAACGUUACACCAGGCAAGCAGCCGGAGGAGACUGGACAUCACUCUGUCCUCUGACGGGAGUCUCGGCCCAAUCGGACCGGAACAUGGCUGAGAGGAAUUCUACCGGAUUACUAAUGAUGUUGGAACCGACCCCGGCUAUCGCCAUGACUCUCCCGGUGGAGGUUCGGGAGAAGCUGGCGGAGUUGGAGCUGGAACUCUCGGAAGGGGACAUCACACAGAAGGGAUAUGAGAAGAAGAGAGCCAAGCUGCUGGCCUCCUACAUCCCUCAGAUUCAAGAACCAUCUCUGCAGAAGGAGAACAGGACCCAGACAUCAUCUCAGGCUGCUCCACCAGGAUCCAAACACAACAAGUCUCGGGCCACCAACACACGGGAUGAACGCUUCAGAUCUGACCUGCAUACAGAAGCCGUUCACGCUGCCUUGGCCAAGUACAAAGAGCGGAAGAUGCCAAUGCCCUCCAAGAGACGCUCUGUUCUAGUUCAGUCCUCUGUAGAGGCAUGCACUCCCCCAGACACGUCCUCGGCGUCAGAAGACGAGGGUUCACUGCGUCGUGCGGGCCGGAUGGUGUCCUCCACGCCGUACCAGAACCACCCGGCGCCGAACGUAGAACACUGGUUUAACAGAGUCAUCCAGGGUUCCUCCACCUCCUCCUCGGCAUCCUCCACCUCAUCCCAUCCUGGAGGGAGGGUCCACGCUACCACAGCCGUGCUGGCUGAUCUCAUGGCAUACACCCAGAUAGAUAACCACUCCGCCCCCCCGGACGUGACUGGCCUAUUGGAACACUCGCUGCAUGCGGACAGAGACAGACCCCCGGUGGCGUCGGUGAAGGUGGUCCCCAGGGGGUACAACCACUCCAGCGUCAUGGAAACCGCCGAUGGUGUCCCAGUGAACAGCAGAGUGUCCUCUAAGAUCCAGCAGCUUCUCAACACUCUGAAGAGACCAAAGAGACCGUCACUUAGAGAGUUCUUCAUUGACGACUUCGAGGAGCUUGUAGAUGUUCAGCAGCCGGACCCUAACCAGCCCAAGGCGGAGGGGAACCAAAUGUCCCCUCUAGCAGGCGAGCCUCUGGGUGUAGUGACCAACUGGCCUCCCUCCCUGCUGGCCUCCCUCCAGCGCUGGGGCAUCACCCAGCCCAGGAGCCCCUGUCUCACUGCCCUGGACAACGCUGGUAAACCAGUGUAUACUCUUACCUACGGCAAGUUGUGGACACGCAGCCAGAAACUGGCCUACACUCUUCUGAACAAACUGAGCACGAGGAACGAGCCACUACUGCAGCCGGGAGAUAGAGUUGCUCUAGUGUUCCCCAACAGUGACCCGGUGAUGUUUAUGGUGGCUUUCUAUGGAUGUCUGCUGGCAGAGCUGAUCCCUGUGCCCAUUGAGGUGCCCCUCACCAGGAAGGAUGCAGGCAGCCAGCAGAUAGGUUUCCUGUUGGGCAGCUGUGGGGUGACUCUGGCUCUGACUACUGAUGCCUGUCAGAAGGGCUUGCCUAAAGCACAGACUGGAGAGGUGGUCACGUUUAAAGGCUGGCCGCGGUUGCUGUGGUUCGUAACAGAUGGGAAGCACGUUGUAAAGCCACCCAAAGACUGGCACCCCACCAUCAGGGAAGCUAACAAUGAGAUUGCCUAUAUAGAGUACAAGACCAGUAAGGAGGGGAGCACAAUGGGUAUAACUGUCUCUCAUCCAGCCAUGCUAGCCCACUGUCACGCCCUCACACAGGCCUGUGGAUACACUGAGGCUGAGGUCAUUUGCAACGUCCUGGACUUCAAGAGAGAUGCAGGACUGUGGCACGGGGUUCUCACUAGUGUGGUGACCAGGAUGCACGUGAUCAGCAUCCCUUACUCCCUGAUGAAGGUCAACCCUCUGUCCUGGAUUCAGAAGGUUCACACUUACAAAGCGCGCGUAGCGGUGGUGAAGUCCAGAGACAUGCACUGGUCCCUGUUGGCCCAGAGAGACCAGAGAGACAUCAGCCUGAGCUCUCUGAGGAUGCUCAUAGUAACAGAUGGAGCUAACCCCUGGUCGAUAUCCUCGUGUGACGCCUUCCUGAACGUGUUCCAGGCACGUGGGCUACGUCCCGAAGUGAUCUGUCCAUGUGCCAGCUCUGCUGAGGGCAUGACGGUCGCCAUCCGAAGACCUCCGGAGUCAGGUGUCCCUCCACCAGGGAAGGCGGUGCUGUCCAUGAGUGGUCUGAGCCACAGUGUGAUCCGGGUAGACACCGAGGAGAAGCUCUCUGUCCUCACAGUGCAGGACGUGGGCCAGGUCAUGCCAGGCGCGCUGGUGUGUGUGGUACGUGUGGAGGGAACUCCUUAUCUCUGCCAGACAGAUGAGGUGGGGGAGAUCUGUGUGAGUUCUGGGAGUACCGGCGUGGCAUACUACGGCCUCCCGGGCAUGACCAAGAACACAUUCCAGACCAUCCCAGUAAGAGCCUCAGGAGGUCCCAUCAGUGGCAGACCCUUCACCAGGACGUCACUACUGGGCUUUGUAGGACCUGACAACCUGGUGUUUAUCGUAGGUAGAAUGGACGGGCUGAUGACGGUGUGUGGUCGGAGACACAACGCUGAUGAUGUGGUUGCCACGGCGCUGGCAGUGGAGCCCAUGAAGUUUGUCUACAGGGGGAGGAUAGCAGUGUUCUCCGUCUCGGUUCUCCAUGAUGAGCGUAUUGUAGUGGUGGCAGAACAGAGACCAGAUGCUUCAGAGGAGGGCAGCUUCCAGUGGAUGAGUCGGGUUCUUCAGGCUAUAGACAGUAUUCACCAGGUGGGGGUGUACUGUCUAGCUCUUGUCCCUGCCAACACAAUGCCCAAGGCUCCGCUGGGUGGGAUCCAUAUCUCAGAGACCAAACAGAGGUUUCUGGAAGGAGCUCUCCACCCCUGUAACGUCCUCAUGUGUCCCCACAGCUGUGUUACCAACCUGCCCAAACCACGGCAGAAACAACCAGAGGUGGGUCCUGCCUCUAUGAUCGUGGGGAACCUGGUAGCAGGGAAGAGGAUUGCUCAGGCCUGUGGGAGAGACGUGGCUCAACUAGAGGACAAUGACCAGGCACGUAAGUUCCUCUACAUGCAGGAUGUUCUCCAGUGGAGAGCCCAAGCCACGCCUGACCAUCCCCUGUUCAUGGUGCUCAACGCCAAGGGCACAGUGUCCAGCACUGCUUCCUGUCUGCAGCUGCAAAAGCGGGCAGAGCGUGUUGCCGUGGCGCUGAUAGAGAAGGGACGCCUCAACCCCGGAGAUCACGUAGCACUGGUUUACCCUCCAGGUAUUGACCUGAUCGCUACGUUCUAUGGGUGUCUGUACGCUGGCUGUGUUCCUGUCACCGUCAGACCUCCUCAUCCUCAGAACCUGGCCACCACCCUGCCCACCGUCAAGAUGAUUGUAGAGGUCAGUAAGUCGGUGUGCAUCCUGACCACCCAAGCAAUAGUGAAGCUGUUGAAGUCCAAAGAGGCUGCUGCUGCUGUGGAUGUCAAAUCCUGGCCGAUGGUCCUGGACACAGACGACCUCCCCAGGACGAAGAGGCUUCAGGUCUACAAACCUCCCACCCCAGAGAUGCUGGCAUACCUGGACUUCAGUGUGUCCACCAUGGGCAUCCUGGCUGGAGUCAAGAUGUCCCAUGCUGCCACCAGUGCCUUGUGUCGCUCCAUCAAGCUGCAGUGUGAGCUGUACCCGUCUCGCCAGAUAGCCAUCUGUCUGGACCCCUACUGCGGCCUGGGCUUGGCUCUCUGGUGCCUCAGCAGUGUAUACUCUGGCCACCAGUCGAUCCUGGUUCCUCCUCUAGAGUUGGACAGUAAUGUUUCUCUGUGGUUGUCAGCUGUCAGCCAGUAUAAAGUCAGAAUCACGUUCUGCUCCUACUCGGUCAUGGAGAUGUGUACCAAGGGGCUGGGGACACAGACUGAGACACUACGGUUGCGUAACAUAAACCUGUCGUGUGUUAGGACCUGUAUGGUUGUAGCAGAGGAGCGUCCUCGUAUCACUCUGACCCAGUCCUUCUCUAAGAUCUUUAAAGACCUGGGUUUGUCUCCUCGAGCCGUCAGCACCACGUUCGGCUGCAGGGUCAACAUGGCCGUCUGUCUGCAGGGCAUGUCAGGACCAGACCCUACCACAGUUUACCUGGACAUGAGAGCUCUGAGACAUGAAAGGGUUCGUAUGGUAGAGAGAGGCUCUCCACACAGUCUGUCUCUCAUGGAGUCUGGCAAGAUCCUGCCUGGGGUGAAGGUGGUCAUCGCCAACACAGAGACCAAAGGACCUCUAGGAGACUCCCACCUGGGAGAGGUGUGGGUGAGCAGCCCCCACAAUGCAACAGGUUACUACACGGUGUAUGGAGAGGAUGCUAUGCAUGCGGAUCACUUCAACACCAAGCUGAGCUUUGGAGACACGCAGACGGUCUGGGCCAGAACAGGAUACCUGGGUUUCCUACGACGCACUGAGCUCACCGACGCCAGCGGAGAACGUCAUGAUGCUCUCUACGUGGUGGGGUCUCUGGAUGAGACUUUGGAGCUACGAGGGAUGAGGUACCAUCCCAUCGACAUCGAGACGUCCGUUAUCCGCUCACACAAGAGCAUCGCUGAAUGUGCUGUGUUCACGUGGACCAACCUCCUGGUGGUAGUAGUGGAGCUGUCUGGGUCGGAGCAGGAGGCUCUGGACCUAGUUCCCCUGGUGACUAACGUGGUUCUGGAGGACCACUACCUGAUCGUGGGUGUGGUGGUGGUGGUGGAUCCUGGGGUUAUACCUAUCAACUCAAGAGGGGAGAAACAGAGGAUGCACCUACGGGACGGCUUCCUGGCUGACCAGCUGGACCCCAUUUAUGUGGCCUACAAUAUGUAAACAACAACAUGUCAA